UCCCACCAAGAUUCUCACAACCCUUUCCCUUCUCUCUCAAACAAGAGAAAAUGCACAAACUUAACCACAUGAGUUCUCUACUCCUUUACUUAUCCUUCUUGUUCUACUUACUCUUCUCCUCCUCCUCUCUCAAUGUGGCUGCCACAGACGCGGCAAACCCAUUCACGCCAAAAGCGUCUCUAAUCCGUUACUGGAAGAUACAGAUCUCCAACGACCUACCCAAGCCCUGGUUCCUCCUCAACAAGGCCUCCCCACUCACCGCCGUGGAAUCCGCGACUUUUUCAAAACUCGCAAACGACCAAAACGCUCUCGCGAACCAACUCCAGUCCUUCUGCUCCUCGGCCGAUUUGCUCUGCUUUCCAGAUUUAUCCCCGAGCCUGGAAACACAAGACGACAAAUUCAUCAACUGGGCUGACCCUGAGGUGAAACCUAAGGCCUUCAGAGUCUCAGGACCGGCUGUGCAAAUUGGUUAUGGAAAGUCGUUCAACGAAAGCAAGGCGUUCAAAGUUGCAGGGCCGGCAGUGCAAAUCGGUUAUGGAAAGUCGUUCAACGAAGGCAAGGCCUUCAAAGUUGCAGGGCCAGCCGUGCAAAUCGGUUACGGAAAGUCGUUCAACGAAGGCAAGGCCUUCAAAGUCGCUGGGCCAGCCGUGCAAAUCGGUUACGGAAAAUCGUUCAACGAAGGCAAUGGGAUGAUGGUGGAUGGCAAAGCUGUGAAUAAGUGGGUGGAGCCGGGCUUGUUUUUUAGGGAGAGGAUGCUGAAGAUGGGAACUAUUAUGCCAAUGCCGGAUAUAAAAGAUAAACUACCGAAAAGGUCGUUUUUGCCCCGAGUGAUUUCGUCAAAAUUGCCGUUUUCAAAGAUUUCGGAGAUGAAGAGGAUAUUUCACGCCAAGGAGAACUCGAGCAUGGCGAGCAUGCUCGCGGCGGCGGUGAGCGAGUGCGAGAGGGCGCCGAACGCGGGCGAGACCAAGCGGUGCGUGGGGUCCUUGGAGGACAUGAUCGACUUCUCAAUCUCGGUGUUGGGGCAUAACGUGGUGGUUCGGACCACGGAGAACAUGGAGGGGUCAAAGAAGGACGUUAUGAUCGGAAAAGUCAACGGAAUCAACGGCGGAAAGGUCACGAAGUCUGUUUCAUGUCAUCAAAGUUUGUUCCCGUAUUUGCUGUAUUACUGUCACUCGGUCCUUAAGGUUCGGGUAUACGAAGCAGAUAUAUUGGAUCCGAAAACAAAGGCCAAGAUCAACCACGGAGUUGCCAUCUGUCACGUGGAUACAUCGUCGUGGAGCGCUGGUCAUGUGGCUUUUAUGGCUUUGGGUUCAGGUCCGGGUAAAAUUGAGGUGUGUCACUGGAUCUUUGAGAAUGAUAUGACCUGGGCUACAGCUGAUUGAGCCAAAGUUGUGUAAAGUGGGUUCAAACUAGCUCGGUCUAGCUUCCCCGGCAAAUAAGUCGAUGGCUUCGAUGCGGCAGAUUCCGACGACAAGUUCCUCUACCGGGUUUUUCUUUUCUUUUUUUGUCCAUUGUGUGAGAUUUCUCCCUUUUUGUGGGGCUUUCUCACCUCUGUGUGGGUGUUUGUUGUUUGAUUUCAUCUGUGCUCCAUCUGGUUUGAGAUGUAAUUCCUUAGGGAUCUUCUUCUACCGAGUGUUUGAUUGGAUUCUAUUGCUAGUAUUAAUGUUGGUUUGUUUCCGAA
This is a messenger RNA of Rhododendron vialii, 1681 nucleotides long. Its product is annotated as polygalacturonase-1 non-catalytic subunit beta-like. The coding region runs from base 51 to 1382 and encodes 443 amino acids. The record is from RefSeq and is a predicted model, not a curated record. NCBI's taxonomy places the organism in Eukaryota, Viridiplantae, Streptophyta, Magnoliopsida, Ericales, Ericaceae. The transcript has 6 exons.